GUUACUAACACAGUGUUAGUAUUGAAAAAUAUACAAAGUGGGGAAUAUUCUCAUCACAGUGGUAGAAAAAGUGUUUUUUUUUAUCAUUUUAUUGAUCAUUAUAAUUUAUCACAGAAGCUUUGACAUUGUUUACAUGCAUUAAACCUUACAAAGUACAGUGAAUACCGAUUUCCCGUUAGAAUGCAAUGAUUUAAACAGCGAAAAUUCAAUAAACAUUCUAAAUAAAUGUCUAGUGUAUUCUGAGUGCGAACAGCAGGUGAAAGUGCACAUCAAAAUCUGAAAUACAACGUUGAUAUUGCGAAUUUGUUAAACAUUUUCAAAACUGAUAACGCACUGUCUUCGUCCUAUAAUUUCAAAACGCUUUUUGUCAUAAACUGUCAGUGCAACUGUCAGUGUCAUACAUCAUGUUCAAAUAAAGCAUUUGCAUCGUGAAAAUAAAUCGUAAUUUUAAUUGACUCAAAGUAAAUUCUCUUAGAUGAAAACGUAUUUUAUUGUGAUCCAAACGUAGCUCAGUGUUAAAAUGUUGUAUCAAAAACUGAUUACGACCAGUAGAAUCGGUUUGUCUAAAUUGCUUACAGCAAAUAUGCGGUCGAUGAGUGUCAAAUCGACAUUCCUGCAAAUUGAUGAACUCGGUGAUCCGGACAAGGUAUUGAAGAAAUUUGUAGCUCAAUUGGAUGCUCCGCAAGCUAAUGAGGUGUUGGUAAAAAUUCUGGCCGCUCCAAUCAAUCCAGCUGUCAUUAACAUUAUACAGGGUAAAUACGGUGAAAGUCCGCAGUUACCUUUUAUCCCGGGCAAUGAAGCGGUGGCAGAGGUAUUGGAAUGUGGUAAAAAUGUAAAGAAUGUUGCAGUUGGUGACAGAAUAAUCCCAAUCGGUGGUUUGGUCGGUACAUGGCGAACACAUGCGAUUUUCCCUAGUCAAGAUGUACUGAAAGUACCGUCGAAUGUUGAUAACGUGAAUGCAGCUACGGUCACUGUAAAUCCAGCUACCGCAUAUCGCAUGCUACGCGAUUUCGUUGAAUUAAAUGCCGGCGAUACUGUCAUUCAAAAUGGAGCAAAUAGCGCUGUUGGCCAAGCGGUCAUUCAGCUGUGUAAAGUAUGGAAUUUACAGUCGGUAAACGUGAUUCGCAACAGACCGAACGUUGAUGAGUUGAAAGAUAAGCUGAAAUCAUUGGGAGCGACCGAAGUAUUAACUGAAGAAGAAAUCCGAACGACCACGUUGUUUAAAUCGAAAAAAUUGCCAUCACCAAAAUUGGGAUUCAAUUGUGUUGGUGGCAAAAGUGCAACCAAUGUGAUGCGACAUUUGGAUAAUAAAGGAAUACUCGUCACAUAUGGAGCCAUGUCACGAGAACCACUCACCAUCCCCAAUGCAGCAUUGAUCUUCAAAGAUAUCGCCUUCCGCGGAUUUUGGGUAUCAAAAUGGUCGAAAGAGCACACACUUGAGGAAAGGCAACAAAUGUACAAUGAACUAUUUGAGCUCAUGGCAUCCGGCAAAUUUGCACCACCGGCCCAUCGGAUGAUUUCCUUGGACGAAUACAAAGAGGCAAUGAUUCAACUGGCAGACGUCAAAGGGAUGGUUGGACAAAAAAUUCUGUUUGAUUUGACACGAUAAAAUCGAGUUUUGGAAUCAAUGUCACUUUUACAAAAUGAAAUAAAUUUGUUGAUUUUUAAUUAUUUGGGUUUUUGUGCAGGUGAAAAAAGCAAAGUAGAAUUUUUCAUUAAAUCCAUUGUGCCCGAUGUUACAUUUGGAACUUUCACUUGAAAUAUAUAGAAAGAGUUUGGUUAAAGAUGAUCUUCGCACAUACUGAUUGAAUUCACAAAUAUAUUGUUUAAAACUAAUUAAAGGAAAGAACUAUUAUUUUUCAAAUGAAA
Messenger RNA from Sitodiplosis mosellana (orange wheat blossom midge), 1869 nucleotides. Its product is annotated as enoyl-[acyl-carrier-protein] reductase, mitochondrial. Bases 521 to 1609 code for a protein of 362 amino acids. Gene Ontology annotation, cellular component: mitochondrion. The transcript has 2 exons. The record is from RefSeq and is a predicted model, not a curated record. Lineage: Eukaryota; Metazoa; Arthropoda; Insecta; Diptera; Cecidomyiidae. Gene Ontology annotation, molecular function: trans-2-enoyl-CoA reductase (NADPH) activity. Gene Ontology annotation, biological process: fatty acid metabolic process.